AUGGCACGAGUCCAAAAGCAGCUGAAAUCCAGUCUGAAGAAGAGCUUUGAGUGCAUAUUUGAAGGGGUUGCAACAUCAGGGAGACAUACCCUCCUCAACAAUAUUUACACAGAGCUCUACAUCAUAGAGGGGGACAGUGAGGGAAUCAAUAAUGAGCACGAAGUGUUGCAGGUUGAGACAGCAUCCAGGACACAGACCACACAAGACACUGCAAUCAACUGCAAUGACAUCUUUAAACCCUUACCUGGACAAGAGAAACCCAUCAAAACUGUGCUGACGAAGGGGAUCGCUGGCAUUGGAAAAACAGUUUCUGUGCAGAAGUUCAUUCUGGACUGGGCAGAAGGAAAAGCCAAUCAGGAUGUUCGUUUCAUGUUUGUUCUUCCUUUUCGGGAGCUGAACUUGAUUAAUGAUGAACAAUACAGUCUGCUUGGGCUUCUGCAUGUCUUCUACCCUGAAACAAGAGGGAUUGAAAACAUCGAGUCUGAUGUUGACAAAGUUUUGUUCAUCUUUGAUGGUCUGGAUGAAAGCAGAUUUCCCUUCAAUUUCCAACACACCAAUGUAUUGUCUGAUGUAACAGAGACAUCCUCAGUGGAUGUGCUGCUGACAAACCUCAUUAAGGGGAAUCUGCUUCCCUCUGCUCUCCUCUGGAUCACCUCCCGGCCGGCAGCAGCCAAUCAGAUCCCUUCUGAAUACGUCCACCGUGUGACAGAGAUACAAGGUUUCAAUGACUCACAGAAGGAGGAGUACUUCAGGAAGAGAUUCAACGAUGAGAACCAGGCCAGCAGAAUUAUCUCUCACAUGAAGUCAUGCAGGAGUCUCUACAUCAUGUGUCACAUACCAGUCUUCUGUUGGAUUUCUUCUACUGUUCUGGAGAGACUGUUUGGUGAGUCUGACUGUGGAGAAAUCCCUACAACUCUGACUGGAAUGUACACCCACUUCCUGCUCAUUCAGUCCAACAUCAAGAAUCAGAAAUAUCAGAGAAGAAAUGAGACAGAUCCACAAAAGCUUCUGGGGCUGGAUAAAGACAUGAUUCUGAAACUGGGGGAGCUGGCUUUUCAACACCUGGAAAAUGGCACUCUCAUGUUCUAUGAAGAUGACCUGAGAAGGUGUGGCAUUGAUGUCACUGAGGCGUCAGUGUACUCUGGGAUGUGCACAGAAAUCUUUAAAGAGGAGUCUGUGCUGUAUCAGAAGAAGGUGUACUGCUUUGUGCAUCUGAACAUCCAGGAGUAUCUGGCUGCUUUGUAUGUGUUUCACUCAUAUGCAAGCAAGAAUGUAAAGGCAUUGAAGUCCAUUUUUGGUCAAAAUUCUGAAGUCACUGACUUGUAUCACUUGCAUGAGAGAGCUGUUCAGAAAGCCUUGGAGAGUAAGAAUGGGCACCUGGACCUUUUCCUGCGAUUCCUUCUUGGCCUCUCACUGGAUCCCAAUCAGAACCUUCUCAAAGGCCUUCUGAAACAGACAGGAAGUAAUUCAGAGAGCAUCAAGAAAACAGUCCAGUACAUAAAGAGUUUGGAGAGAGAUGAUGCUUCCCCAGACAGGUGCAUCAAUCUGCUCCACUGUCUGGCUGAACUGAACGAUCAGUCGCUUAUGAAGGAGGUCCAAAAGUUCCUGAGCUCAGAAAGUCAUGAAAGGAUCUCACCUGUGCACUGCUCUGCCCUGGCCUAUAUGCUCCUGAUGUCAGAGGAGGUGCUGGAUGAGUUUGACCUGGGGAAAUACAGGACCUCAGACGAGGGGCGCAGGAGACUGGUUCCAGCUGUGAGGUGCUGCAGAAAGGCUCUGCUCAGUAACUGUAACCUUACAGAGAAGUCCUUUGAAAUUGUGGCCUCAGCUCUCCAGUCAGCCACCUCACCCCUGAGAGAGCUGGACCUCAGCAAGAAUAAGCUGGGAGAAUCAGGAGUGAAGCUGCUGAGUGCUGCACUGAUGAGUCCAAACUGUAAACUGCAGACUCUGGAUCUGAGCUUCUGUCAGAUGGGAAGUUCAGGAGUGGAGCUUCUCUGUACUGGACUGAGCAAAGUAUCCACUCUGAGGUUAGAAUCCUUAUGUCUGAGAGAGCUGGACUUCAGCAACAAUAAUCUGGGAGAAUCAGCAGUGAAGCUGCUCUGUGCUGGACUGAGGAGUCCACUGUGUGAUAUACAGGCUUUGAGACUGGGUUGCUGUAAUCUCACAGAGGGCUGCUGUGAUGAUCUGGCCUCAGUGCUGCGCUUACACCACUCAGAGCUGAGAGAGCUGGAGCUGAGAGACAAUGACCUGCAGGAUUCAGGAGUGACAGCGCUCUCUGCUGGACUGGAGGAUCCACACUGUAAACUACAGAGACUGGGGCUGUCAGGCUGUCUAGUCACAGAGAGAGGCUGCGCUUCUCUGGCUUCAGCUCUGCGUUCAAACCCCUCACACCUGAGAGAGCUGGAUCUGAGCUACAACCACCCAGGAGACUCAGGAGUGAGAGCGCUCUCUGCUGGAGUGGAGGACCCCAGCUUUAAACUGGAGACACUGCUUGUGGACCAUGGAGGAGAGAUUAGGCUCAAAGCAGGACUGAGGAAAUAUGCCUGCCAGCUCACACUGGACCCCAACACAGCAAACAGAUACCUGUCUCUAUCUGAGGGGGACAGGAAGGUGAUACACACACCGGGGAGAAAGCAGCCAUAUCCUGAUCACCCAGAGAGAUUUGACUUAGUGCGGCAGGUGCUGUGCAGAGAGGGUCUGUCUGGGACUCGCUGUUACUGGGAGGCUGAGUGCAGUGGGAGGGCUGUGAUUGCAGUGGCGUAUAAAGGAAUCAGCAGGAAAGGAGGAGGGGGUUCUGACAGUAGGUUUGGAUGCAAUGAUCAGUCCUGGAGUCUGUACUGCAGUGGUUACAGGUUCUCUGCUCGGCACAAUAAGAACCGCACUUCCAUACCCGCCCCCUCCCCCCCCCCCUCCUCCCGCAGAGUAGGAGUGUAUCUGGACUGGCCGGCCGGCACUCUGUCCUUCUACAGCGUCUCCUCGGACACUCUGACCCACCUGCACACUUUCCACACCACAUUCACUCAACCCCUCUAUCCUGGGUUUGGGGUUUGGUGCAGCUCAGUGUCCCUGUGCAUGCUGGGAUAG
This is a messenger RNA of Megalops cyprinoides (Indo-Pacific tarpon), 3081 nucleotides long. RefSeq names its product protein NLRC3-like. Gene Ontology annotation, molecular function: protein binding. The record is from RefSeq and is a predicted model, not a curated record. The coding region runs from base 1 to 3081 and encodes 1026 amino acids. Lineage: Eukaryota; Metazoa; Chordata; Actinopteri; Elopiformes; Megalopidae. The transcript is spliced from 9 exons.